GGUGGGCUCUGCUUCCCGGCGGGGUCCUGCGGAGUUGGCGGAGGUUCCUUAGGGUACUGGGGGACCGGUCUGCGUGGAAGCGGGUGGCGGGGAAGGAAGAACUCUGAGUAGGAAGCGGAGCCGGGGACCUGGGACCCGUCGCGACAAAGCCAGGCAAGUGAACCGGAGCAAACGACUUCCGAUCCAGUCCGCGCUGCUGCGGCUCCCGUUUGGAAUUUGAUUUGCAGCAUCUUCGAGCCUGUGCAACAGAAAACCGCGAAGCACGCCCAGCCCUCCCCCGGCACCCCGAUACGCACCCAUUCCCUCCCGGGGACACAGCUGGGCGCGUCCACACCCCCGCACCCCCCACACCAUGUUGUGCGGAAGGACUUCCACUCCCCGCCUGUGUCGUUGAUGUCAGACCCCAGGCCAGCCUCCGGGCGCUGCAGUUCUCCCGGCUAAUGCUAAUGCUGAGGCUGCGGCUCCGGCUCUAGCAAAGGCACCAGCCGCCGCGCCCGGCCCCAGCGCCUACCGUCUGCAUGUGCCCGCCGUAGCCGUCUGCCCAGCCCGCAGCCCGCGCUCCCCGGAGCGCUGGAGACCACCGCGGGGGGCCCCUUCUGCCCUGGGGAGAAGCGCUCUUGGAGAUAUUGAUUUCGGUGUUGGAUUUUUCCUGUGGAUCUAUCAAUUCACAAUUUGAAUUGGGAAGAAAGAAGGAAAACAUGACGUCUCCAGCCAAAUUCAAAAAGGAUAAGGAGAUCAUAGCAGAGUACGAUACUCAGGUCAAAGAGAUACGCGCUCAGCUCACAGAGCAGAUGAAAUGCCUGGACCAGCAGUGUGAGCUCCGCGUGCAGCUGUUGCAGGACCUCCAGGACUUCUUCCGCAAGAAGGCUGAGAUCGAGAUGGACUACUCCCGCAACCUGGAGAAGCUGGCCGAGCGCUUCCUGGCCAAGACGCGCAGCACCAAGGACCAGCAGUUCAAGAAGGAUCAGAAUGUUCUCUCUCCAGUCAACUGCUGGAACCUCCUCUUAAACCAAGUGAAGCGGGAGAGCAGGGACCACACCACCCUGAGUGACAUCUACCUGAAUAAUAUCAUUCCUCGAUUUGUCCAAGUCAGCGAGGACUCAGGAAGACUCUUUAAAAAGAGUAAAGAAGUCGGCCAGCAGCUCCAGGAUGAUCUGAUGAAGGUCCUGAAUGAGCUCUACUCGGUCAUGAAGACGUAUCACAUGUACAAUGCCGACAGCAUCAGUGCCCAGAGCAAGCUAAAGGAGGCGGAGAAACAGGAGGAGAAGCAAAUUGGAAAAUCGGUGAAGCAGGAGGACCGGCAGACGCCACGCUCCCCUGACUCCACGUCCAAUGUCCGCAUCGAGGAGAAGCAUGUCCGGAGGAGCUCAGUGAAGAAGAUCGAGAAGAUGAAGGAGAAGCGCCAAGCCAAGUACACAGAGAAUAAACUGAAGGCCAUUAAAGCCCGGAAUGAGUAUUUACUGGCUUUGGAGGCGACCAACGCAUCUGUCUUCAAGUACUACAUCCAUGACCUGUCUGACCUCAUUGAUCAGUGCUGUGACCUGGGCUACCACGCUAGCCUGAACCGGGCGCUGCGCACCUUCCUCUCCGCUGAGCUGAAUCUGGAGCAGUCAAAGCACGAGGGUCUAGAUGCCAUCGAGAAUGCUGUGGAAAACCUGGAUGCCACCAGUGACAAGCAGCGCCUCAUGGAGAUGUACAACAAUGUCUUCUGCCCACCUAUGAAGUUUGAGUUCCAGCCCCACAUGGGAGACAUGGCUUCCCAACUCUGUGCCCAGCAGCCUGUCCAGAGUGAGCUGGUUCAGAGGUGCCAACAACUGCAGUCUCGCUUGUCCACCCUGAAGAUUGAGAAUGAAGAGGUAAAGAAGACAAUGGAGGCCACUCUGCAGACCAUCCAGGACAUUGUGACUGUCGAGGAUUUUGAUGUGUCUGACUGCUUCCAGUACAGCAAUUCUAUGGAGUCCGUCAAGUCCACAGUCUCGGAGACCUUCAUGAGCAAGCCCAGCAUCGCCAAGAGGCGAGCCAACCAGCAAGAGACAGAGCAAUUCUAUUUCACGAAAAUGAAGGAGUACCUGGAGGGCAGGAACCUCAUCACCAAGCUGCAGGCCAAGCACGACCUUCUCCAGAAAACCCUGGGAGAAAGUCAGCGGACAGAUUGCAGUCUGGCCAGGCGUAGCUCGACUGUGAGGAAGCAGGAUUCCGGCCAGGCGAUUCCUCUGGUGGUAGAAAGCUGUAUCCGGUUUAUCAGCAGACACGGAUUACAGCAUGAAGGAAUUUUCCGGGUGUCAGGAUCCCAGGUGGAAGUGAAUGACAUCAAAAACGCCUUUGAGAGAGGAGAGGACCCCCUGGCUGGGGAUCAGAACGACCAUGACAUGGACUCCAUAGCCGGCGUCCUGAAGCUUCACUUCCGGGGACUGGAGCACCCCCUCUUCCCCAAGGACAUCUUCCAUGACCUGAUGGCCUGCGUCACAAUGGACAACCUGCAAGAGAGAGCUCUGCACAUCCGGAAGGUCCUCCUGGUCCUGCCCAAAACCACUCUGAUUAUCAUGAGAUACCUCUUUGCCUUCCUCAAUCAUCUAUCACAGUUCAGUGAAGAGAACAUGAUGGACCCCUACAACCUCGCCAUCUGCUUCGGGCCCUCGCUGAUGUCAGUGCCUGAGGGCCACGACCAGGUGUCCUGCCAAGCACAUGUGAAUGAGCUGAUCAAAACCAUCAUCAUCCAACACGAGAACAUCUUCCCGAACCCCAGGGAGCUGGAGGGGCCCGUCUACAGCAGAGGAGGAAGCACAGAGGAUUACUGUGACGGCCCUCACGGAGAGACUACCUCGGCUGACGACUCUGCUCAGGACGUGACCGCAGAGCACCACGCCAGUGAUGAUGAGUGUGAGCCCAUUGAGGCCAUUGCCAAGUUUGACUACGUGGGCCGGACAGCCCGAGAGCUGUCCUUCAAGAAGGGGGCCUCCCUGCUGCUCUACCAGCGGGCUUCUGACGACUGGUGGGAAGGCCGGCAUAAUGGCAUCGACGGACUCAUCCCCCACCAGUACAUCGUGGUCCAAGACACCGAGGACGGUGUCGUGGAGAGGUCCAGCCCCAAGUCCGAGAUUGAGGUCAUUUCUGAGCCACCUGAAGAAAAGGUGACAGCCAGAGCGGGGGCCAGCUGUCCCAGUGGGGGUCAUGUAGCCGAUAUUUAUCUUGCAAACAUCAACAACACUUUACAUCUUGAGAACUCAAAGCCCACAGCCACCAAGCAAAGGAAGAGGCCAGAAUCCGGGAGCAUCCGGAAAACAUUUCGGAGCGACAGCCAUGGGCUGAGCAGUGCCCUGACUGACUCUGCCUCCCCGGGGGUGGCGGCUAGUUGCCGCCCAUCGUCCCAGCCUAUCAUGAGCCAGAGCCUCCCCAAGGAAGGACCAGAUAAGUGUUCCGUCAGUGGGCAUGGGAGCCUCAAUUCCAUCAGCCGCCACUCAUCCCUGAAGAAUCGACUGGACAGUCCACAGAUCCGGAAGACGGUGACAGCAGGGAGGUCAAAAAGCUUCAAUAACCACCGGCCCAUGGACCCUGAGGUCAUUGCACAGGACAUUGAGGCAACUAUGAACUCGGCCCUGAACGAGCUGCGGGAGCUGGAGCGGCAGAGCAGCGUCAAGCACACGCCCGACGUCGUUCUGGACACCUUGGAGCCCCUCAAGACCUCCCCCGUGGUGGCCCCCACGUCGGAGCCCUCCAGCCCCCUGCACACCCAGCUCCUCAAGGACCCCGAGCCUGCCUUCCAGCGCAGUGCCAGCACUGCUGGGGACAUCGCCUGCACCUUCCGGCCCGUCAAGUCUGUCAAGAUGGCCGCCCCCGUCAAGCCGCCGGCCACACGACCCAAGCCCACCGUUUUCCCCAAGACAAAUGCCACGAGCCCGGGUGUCAGCUCAUCCGCCGCCCCACAGUCCACUGACAAGUCUUGUACUGUCUGAGGGAUAUAAUUUAAUUGUUCUAGACAAGGGGACUAGAGGAACUGACUGUUAUUAAAAUCUCCCUAUUUAACUAGCUUGGGGACUUCAGUUGAAAAUUAGAUUCUAAGUUGUUCCUGCAGGAAUUAGCCUUCCCAUCACCCAAAACCUUGAGAAUGAAGCCCUCAGUAUCACCCUGCCCUGCCCCCCCUGCCCCCCCUGCCCCCUGCCUUCUGCUUCCCUGUUGUAAUCAGCCAGCUGUUUUUAGGUUAGCCGUAGAGUUUUCCUUUAUCAGGUCACUGUGAAAUCUGGCAAGGCAAGCCAUUAGGACACAGGGGAUGCCUGACCAGCUCUCAGUGGCAUCUUGUUUUGGGUACUGAUUGUAGAGAAUCACAUAUAGUCCAUUCAUCAUUUUACACACACAGGCGCGUGCACACAGGCGUGCACACAAGUAGGGUUUUCUAGUCUCUGCUAUAUGUGUAGCCUCUUGUUCCCCCGACCAGUCUCUAAGUUACUGUGGCAGUUCACGCAGGAGCCACCAGGGGUCUCUGUUUCCAUUACAAACCUGUCUGGGCCAGGGAACCCAGCCUUUGCAAUCUGGGCAUCGUGUGACAUUGAGCAGGUCGGGACUCCAUCCUGCAGCCUGUCUGGGGUCAGGGGCUUUCUCUCUGUCUUCCCUCUAUUGGUGUGACGUGGUCACUGGGGUUUGCUUUUGCGUUUCUCCGUCCUCUAGAACUACAACCCAACCUUCGUGUGGAACUUCCAAAGUUUUUCUGGAUGUGUAGGUGUUUCUUGGGUUCCAUCUUGUCUCCGAUGCACCAUUUUCCAUUUAAGACGUUUUCCUUUAUAAGACAGUCUUAUAGCUGGUUCCUUGUAGAGUAAAAAGUCUUAAGAGAGUUUUGUUGUGUUUAUGGCAGGUUUGGAAAAGGUAAGAAAUGGGCCCAUCUAACUCACAUGUUUUUGGGCACAUAAGACAUAAAAUCCAUUAGCCUAUUAAAAAAUUCAGUUCAGCUUUGCUAACCCCAAAACUGACCCCAAAUGAAAACUUACAUCAAGUUCACCCCCACCCCAGUUUGAUUAUCCUGCAAGCUCUCUCUUCAGGGACCAACAGGGGCCUCUGAGAGCCCUACAUCAAAGAGAGACGUUACUGCUUAAAACUUGUGUUCUCUUAGCCAGAUGCGGACAACGAGGAGAAAUUCGGUCCCACGGGCUCUAGAGUCUUAGUGCGAGGCCAGACUCUAAGAAAAUAAGAAAUUGGAUGCUGAAUACUUCGGCCUUCCUUUGCCCUUUUUUCUGACUCCCUUCCAAACUGCAAAAAUGACAGCUGCAUCUGCUUGUCUGGUCUCAGGCCUGGUGCCCACAGCCGGGGCAGCGACACCACAGCCUCACAAGUCUCAGCCAGCUGCUUGGGUUGCAGCUGAGACUCCUCCCUCUCCCAUUUUCUGGUUUUAAAAGCUGCUCUGUUAGCCUUAUCAUUUCUAUAAUUUAGGAGAAAUGGUGGGUCGCCGCUCAGAAAGGAAAAUCUGAAUUUUCUUACCUUUAGCCUGAAAAAUCCUUUUGGGACCCCCAUUCUGAAGUUGGUGGUUGGCUCUACAGAAAGUGGUAGGACUUUCCUUUGUCUCUGUAACAGAGGAGAUGAGCUCUGUGGGAAAACCACUCGUUAGAAGGACGACCUGCAACACCCAGGGGCCAGGCCAAGAGCAAGAAGGGAGACGUGCUUCCGCGCAGGAGUCAGCCUGUGGGAGGAACCCACAGUCCUCUGGGCCUUUGGCUUUUUUUGCUCCACAGUGCGGCGUGUUCUUGUCCAUCACCUGGGCUUACGCAGGUCUCGAGCCAACAGGGGUUUUCAUACCCAAGGAUCUGCUUCCUUGCUGAGAAUGGACCCCCACCCUUCACUUCACAUUCCUUUCAAUCUCACUGAUCAGAAUUGGUACCCGUCCCCACCCUUUAUCCCUCCGCCAUUACACUCCAUGCCAAGAGCAGCCAAGCUUUUGUGGUGGCGUGCUUUGGGCCUCUCCUGUGUCCCUGCCUUAUUUCUCUCCUAGCCCUGUUCGUGACUUACGUUCCCGUCCCCUUGGUCAGUGUCCAUCUGCUGAUUUGCAUCACGAACUGGACAGUGUGUGACUGGUCACCUGCUACCACCAGCUCUGGGAGCUGAGUCGUCUUCCCCUCCCUGGUGCUCCUGACACCUGUGAGAUGGUCCUGUCGAGAAGACCAGGAACCCACAGAAGGAGAGUCCUUCUCGGCAGAGCUCAUUGCAAUCAACUGGAAUCGAGGUUGCACACUGUGAUUUUUACACCGAAAAGCCAAAAGGAGCUGGCCACCCAGGGCCUAGGGAGACCAGUCUUCCUCAGAUAGGCCUGCCUACGCCAGCCUGGUGCUUCAGAGACCCCCGCUUUACCCCUUGAGGCAUGGAUCCUUUUCCCGGUGUGGACUCUGAUGGCUCUGUCUUUGGGGAACAGCAGUGGGGCGGGGCUACCAGCAUCCCAAUUUGGAAAAGAGAGGAGUUUGCAGCCAGCGGCCUGUAAACUGGAAGCACUGGUCUCAGCCACCCUCCUCAGGGCGCCCUGGUUUCUCCCCAAGGAUGGGAGCAGAGAACACCAGCAAGAGCAUGGACAGACCACUGGAGGGGCUGGUGUGUGUGCACUUCACAUUGCAAAGAAAGUUCGAGCCUCCAGAAUUGCAAUGUUGUGGCGUCUGACUUGUAUGUCACAUUUGUGUAAAAUGGCAUAUUCUUUAAAAUAGUGUUGAUAACUGGAAUAUUGUAUGUAUGCUUGGAGAUGCUUUGUGUGAACCUAAGACUGUCACUCAACAGAUGUUGGAUUGAGGAAAAUCCAAAGCACAACUUCGAAAUAAAAUACGUUUUUAGGUUUCGGUG
Molecule: messenger RNA, 6807 nt
Organism: Manis pentadactyla (Chinese pangolin)
Lineage: Eukaryota; Metazoa; Chordata; Mammalia; Pholidota; Manidae
Gene: SRGAP2
Product: SLIT-ROBO Rho GTPase activating protein 2
Exons: 24
Coding region: 699-3953 (1084 amino acids)
Biological process (GO): signal transduction; negative regulation of cell migration
Cellular component (GO): cytoplasm
Molecular function (GO): protein binding
Source: RefSeq, a predicted model, not a curated record